AACGCUAAUUUCGCCCCUGCCUUUAAAUACCUGUCACCUCGUCGCCUCUCCUCUUUCCUGUCAUACACACAAGACAACCAUUCCUGCAAGACAAAGGCCAAGAUCGCCGGGAUUUUUCCAAGACGAGAAAAGAAACAAGGCGAGAUCGAUGAUGAGCAGCGGCCAUUCGUCGCCGAUGGAGUCAAGCGGUGCUCCCCAAUGCCGUAAUGGCGACGGUGCCCCAGCGGUCAGCGCCAAGAAGCUGUGGCGCGCGAUGCAAGCCGUCUACCUCGUCGUCGUCAAGAAGCACCAGCCCAAGCUCGCCGCGCUCGGCGUCCACCUGCACCACCUCCUCUCCAGCAGCAGGCGCGACCGCCGCCGGCGCCGCAGCCUCGCCGCGGCGAGGGAGCAGCACCCGGCGCUGACGUACCUGUCCUCGCUGUCGUGCCGGCCCAUGGACCCGGACGCCGCGGUGGUGCACCCGUACCCGCGCGGGCGCGGCCACGGCCGCCGCCGCGCGUCGUCGAGGCCCGCGGCCCCUACCCUCUCGUGCCGGUCCAUGGACCCCGCCGCCGCCGUGUGCCAUUACCAGUACCGCCCCCGCGAGGUCGAGUUCAGCUGCAAGAGCACGCCAAUGCACAAGCGCCGGCGCCGCGAGCGGCGCCUCCUCCGCCUGCAGGACCGCGCCGCCGCCGAUCAGGGACGCGACCACUCGUCGGAGCCGGAGUACCACUACGGCUCGACCGUCGCGGUGACGAGGCUGUUCGAGCUGAUGGACGUCGAGGAGGAGGCGGCCAGGGCAACGGACCUCGCGAAUUACGACGGGGGCGGCGACCUCGACCUCGAAGCGAAGGCGGCGUGGCCGGCGCUGACUCUGGGGCCGGCGCCGCGGCAGGUGCGGAUUACGGACUCUCCUUACCUGUUGUGGGAUGACGACAGCGAGGAGGGGUGGGGCGCGGUUGACCGGCGCGCCGACGAGUUCAUCACGAGCUUCUACGAGCAGCUGCGCACGCAGCAGCCGCGCUACUUGGCCAAAUAGAUAGGUUGGGUUGGGGGUGCAGAAGCUAGCAGAUUCUGCCUCUUAGUCUUGUGAAUAGUUCAUGCAUCCAUCAAUGCAUGGGUUAGGUUACAUUAUCCCUAGACGAUCGAUGCGCGCUCAUCAUACUUUUACCUACCUUUUUCACAGUUGAUGUGUGAGUUGCAGUGCUUGAUUUUUGUUACCGGCCUUGAGGCUUGAACACAAUACUUGCUGAACUUGUUCGUCGUUUCUUUUCA
Molecule: messenger RNA, 1254 nt
Organism: Panicum hallii
Lineage: Eukaryota; Viridiplantae; Streptophyta; Magnoliopsida; Poales; Poaceae
Exons: 1
Coding region: 149-1018 (289 amino acids)
Source: RefSeq, a predicted model, not a curated record